CUGCGAACUUCUCUCUUACAUCCUCCAAUCAAACACCUCUCACAGUCCUUAGGGUUUCUCUUUUUCCCUUCAUGGCGGACGAAUCUCAGUACUCUUCGGCCGCGGAUGCCACCGCCACCACUACAAACAAGCGCAAAUACGACGACCAAACACCGCCGCCACCAUCAACUCGCCGCGCUACCGGCUUUUCAUCGCCUGACUCAGCUCAUGCUCAUGCUCCGCCUACUUACAACAGCGUCCCACCACCUGUUGAUGAGAUCCAGAUGGCUAAGCAAAAAGCUCAGGAGAUUGCCGCUCGCCUCUUGAGUGGAGCAGCUGGUGGUGGUGGUGAUAUUAAACGCCCUAGGGUUGAUAAUAAUGGUGCUUCUGGUUUUGAUUCUAAUGAUAAUAAUAAGGGCUUUAGCUCUGCUCCUCCUAAUGAUUUGAAGUCUCUGUCAAAUUCAGCCCCUUCUGCUAUUCCUGUUUCAUAUGGCACAUACUUGGGAAGCUCGAGCAAGAAGAUUGAAAUUCCAAAUGGUAGGGUUGGUGUUAUUAUUGGGAAAGGUGGAGAAACUAUCAAAUACCUGCAGAUUCAGUCUGGAGCGAAGAUACAGGUUACAAGAGACAUGGAUGCAGACCCUAAUUCUCCAACAAGGAUGGUAGAGCUUAUGGGCAACCCUGACCAAAUUGCAAAGGCUGAGCAGUUGAUAAGUGAAGUUCUUGCAGAGGCUGAUGUAGGGGGUUCUGGUACAGUUUCCCGAAGGUUUACAGGACAAGGAGGUUCUGAACAUUUUGUAAUGAAAAUUCCUAAUAACAAGGUUGGACUGGUAAUUGGUAAAGGAGGUGACUCGAUUAAGAACAUGCAAGCAAGAACUGGAGCUCGUAUUCAGGUGAUACCUUUGCAUCUACCCCCAGGUGAUACAUCAACAGAUAGGAAUGUGCAUAUAGAGGGUACUAGUGAACAGAUUGAACUUGCAAAACAGUUGGUUAAUGAAGCUAUUAGUGAGAAUCGUGCAAGGAAUCCAUCAAUGGCUGGAGGAUAUCCUCAACAAGGAUAUCAAUCGCGGCCACCAAGCUGGGGUCAGCCUGGAGCUCCUCAAAUUCAGCAACCUGGUUAUGGCUACAUGCAGCCUGGAGCCUACCCUGGCCAAUCUCAACAGUAUAAUAUGUCUCAACCACCUUAUGGAGGGUAUCCUCCCCAACCAUCAUCUGGUGGAUAUGCAUCCAACUGGGAUCAGUCAAAUCCCACUGCCAAUCAGCAAACCGGUCAGGGUUAUGACUAUUAUAAUCAGCAAGCUUCACAGCAACAACCGACUGCUGGUGGUCCUGCAGCUCCAGCAGAUAAUACAGGUUAUAAUUAUAGUCAGCCACCAGCUUCUGGUUAUAAUCAACAAGGACAGGGUUAUGGUCAGGAUGGCUAUGGUGGGUAUCCUCAAUCUGGUUAUGGUCAAGCACCACAAUAUGAUCAACAGCAAGGCUAUGCUUCAACUUAUGGUAAUGUUGCCAAUGCAACUCAAGAAGGGCAUACUCCCUCAUACGGGGUCCAAGGAGACUCCACUCAAGCACCGAGUCAGCAAGGUUAUACUUCUGGGCAACAGCCUAGCCCAAAUCCAGCAAGUUAUCCUCCACAAGGAUCUACCCAGCCUGGAUAUGGAAUCCCCCCUACCUCUCAGAGUGGCUAUGGGAGUCAACCCCAAGCACAGCCUGGAUAUGGGUCUAGCUAUGGACCUCCUCAAGCACAGAAACCUCCAGCCAAUCCCCCUGUUUAUGGACAGACACAACAAUCACCGAGCACUCCUGGCGGAUAUGCCCAACCUGCUUCUGUGCAGUCCGGAUAUCCACAUUCUCAGCCACCACCAUCUAGCUAUACUCAAGCAGAUUCAGGUCCACAGCGGGCUUCUGGUUAUGGUGCAACAGGUGCUCAGCCAGGGUAUGGUCCACCUUAUGGUUCUACUCCAGGUGGUCAAUCAGGUUAUGGGCAGGGGAUACCACCUUACAACACUUCUUAUGCUAGUGGUUAUUCUCAGCAGCCUGCAGUAUACCCAACUGAUGGCAGUGGUAGCAAUAAUGCUCGGGCGACUUAUGAUGCAGCACCAGCAGCGCAGCCUGCACAAGCAAAAACAUCACCACAAAGUUGAUCUUGGUUUUUUGAGUGCUCACCUUUUGUUGUUCGGUAAUUGAUGGUUUGUGUAUUCAUGUUGUUAGGUUUAGUCAGGUUUUGUAGUGGUGGAAGAGUUGAGACUGUCUUAAUUAGUCUUUUAUUAAAUAUGUUGUUUAAGAUGGACAUAUUGGUUUUGUCUUAGUAUCUUAUGCAUGUCAUAUGUACUUUAUAUAUUUUUCAAUUUCAGGCUGGGUACUGUUUAUCAUUCA
Messenger RNA from Ricinus communis (castor bean), 2349 nucleotides. Its product is annotated as far upstream element-binding protein 1. The transcript is spliced from 6 exons. Lineage: Eukaryota; Viridiplantae; Streptophyta; Magnoliopsida; Malpighiales; Euphorbiaceae. The record is from RefSeq and is a predicted model, not a curated record. Gene Ontology annotation, cellular component: cytoplasm. Bases 72 to 2117 code for a protein of 681 amino acids. Gene Ontology annotation, molecular function: mRNA binding. Gene Ontology annotation, biological process: regulation of gene expression.